This is a messenger RNA of Cynoglossus semilaevis (tongue sole), 8890 nucleotides long. It is a transcript of the gene tg, whose product is annotated as thyroglobulin. The transcript is spliced from 52 exons. Gene Ontology annotation, biological process: thyroid hormone generation. The record is from RefSeq and is a predicted model, not a curated record. The coding region runs from base 75 to 7199 and encodes 2374 amino acids. Lineage: Eukaryota; Metazoa; Chordata; Actinopteri; Pleuronectiformes; Cynoglossidae.
UGUCCUCUCACUGACUCAGCAGAUAUGAGUGGAUAUAAACAGGAAGGCCAAGUCGCUGUGGAGGCACAUAGACCAUGGCGUGGCUGCUGAGCAUCAUCACCUGCCUUGGUGGCCUGUCACUGCUGCAUGCAAAACCUUCAGAAUAUCAGUUGGAGUCAGAGCCACUGAGCCGCUGUGAGUCGCUGAGGGGUGUGGCCGUAGCCAACAAAAAAGUUGUUGUUCCCCAGUGUUCAGAGGAUGGAAGUUUCAGACCUGUGCAGUGCAGUGGGCGUGGUCACGAGUGCUGGUGUGUGGACGCUGCAGGUCAAGAGAUCGUGGGAACUCUAACCAACAACUCUGCUCUUCACUGCCCGUCUCCAUGUCAGCUCCAGUCUGAGCUGCGGUGUUCUCCUUCAGGCCAGUUUGAGUCAAUUCAGUGUGAUACCAACAGAGGACACUGUUGGUGUGUGGAUCAUGACGGCAUGGAGCUCUAUGGGACCAGACAGAAUGGGAGACCUCAACAAUGUCCUGGCAGCUGUGAGGUCAGAGGGAGGCGGCUCCUCCAUGGAGCCUCAUCCUCUAUGUCUCCUCCUCAGUGUUCCAGAGAUGGUAGAUUCCUCCCUGUUCAGUGUAAAUUUAUCAACAUGACGGACAAAUCUGAGCUGGACCUGCUGCAAGCUUUCAGCAGGUUUCCAGAAUCCUUUUCCACCUUUAGCAGUUUCAGAAAGACCUUUCCGAUGGUUUCCUCAUACUGUUACUGUUCCGACAGCAGAGGGCGAGAGCUGGACAACACAGGUCUGGAGCUCCUCCUGUCGGGCGUUGACGACUCUGCCUUCCUUGGUCUUGGCUCAGUUCACUCCUUCUCUCAGACCAAUGUUUACCAAGUCCUGCAGAGAAGGAUGCUGGGAGUUCGUCUUGCCCUCACUGGCUUCUUCAGAUGUCCUACUUCCUGCGAGGAGGAGCGUAGGGCAGCAACAGCAGCAGCCAAUCUUUACGUGCCUUCCUGUGAGAGGGAUGGAGCCUACACUUCCAGACAAUGUCAGCAGGGGGUGCAGUGCUGGUGUGUGGAUGCUACAGGAAGAGAGAUUCCGGGAACCCGACAGCUUGGAGAUUCACUGGUCUGCAGUCCCGACCAAAAUUGUUUCUCUCGACGACGUCUGGCUUUGUCACAGCUCUUCUCUGGUCCUGUGGCUCCUUCGCCGUCUCUCUCCUCUUCUCCUCCAGCCUCUUGUCUGUCUCUUCUUCGGCCCCUACAGCCCCUUUUGCCUACACAGGAGAACCCAACCUCCCAUCUGUCCCUCAUGCUCGAGGUCUUCCAUGGUCUCUUCCCUUCAGUUGGUGAAGCUUUUAAGGCUCUAGUGUCGGUCUCUCCUCACCUCCUCCAGGAGGAGCUGUUUGGUGGGGAGUUUCUGACAAGUGUAGCAACCUUUAACCUCAGUGGUGCAGUAGGGGCUCGAGGAGCCGUGGAGCUACUUUAUUCUCAGAAAAAUGGGGAUCUGGUCCUGUCCGUGAGCCGAGCCCUGGAAGAUCCAGCCUUCCUCUCCUCUGUGCGUCAAGCUCUGACGGGGCUCAGCAGCUCCCUCCGUCUGCAGGAGGUUCUGACUCCUCUGCUGCAUUACUGUACUGCUGAGGAGCAGAAGUACUCAGAGGCCGUUGUUGUUCCCAGCUGCACCUCCAGCGGUGCUUUCCAGGAAGUUCAGUGUCACAGCGGAGAGUGUUGGUGCGUUGAUUCUCGUGGUCAGGAAGUCACAGGUUCACGUACAUCAGGUCAGAGACCUCGUUGUCCAUCUCGCUGCGAGAAGGAACAAGCUGCAGCCCUUAGGGUGAGGGGAAGUUUGGCUGCUGGAGCUGAACUACACAUCCCAGCAUGCUCAGAGAACGGCGACUUCCUGCCACUGCAGUGUGUCGGAUCCCGCUGCUUUUGUGUGGACGCAGAGGGAAAAAGGACUGCCGAGCCGUCGGGGAACGCCCUCACCUGUGCAGAGAUGAAGCCACAGCGUGUCUCAGGUGCGUGCUCUGGGCUACUCUCCAAGGUGACGACCUUUAGAGAAGAGGUGAGCAGCCUUGUAGCUCUCUCACGCUCCUCCCACCUCGCUCUGGGGCUGGGUGUCCUGUUGGCUGAAGGUCUAAGUCUGACACCUGAGGAGCUGCAGCUGAGCCAACCAGAGGAGGCGCUGCAUAUUGGUGAAGAGCUGCUCAGUGGAACCAGAGCUGCUCUGCGAUUGGCUGCUUUUUCAACUGUUCAGAUGUAUCUGCAUCCUCUGGGACGCUCCUACCAGCCCUACACCCCGCAGUGUGACGCUGAUGGAAACUGGCUGCACACACAGUGUCACCACAGCACAGGUCAGUGCUGGUGUGUUGAUGACGAUGGUGAUUACAUGGCUAACUCUCUGACCAGCCGCUCAGUGAAGCUGCCCAAGUGUCCGACUAACUGUCAAAGAGCUCAGGCACACACUCUUCUCUCUGGUUGGAGGAAAUCUUCAGACGUCAGCACUACUGUACCACCACAGUGUGACGAGAACGGUCGUUACUCACUGCUGCAAACAGGAGGCGCUGGAGGCUCCUGUGUAAACCCUCUAACAGGAGAGGAGAUGCAGACGGCAACAAGGAAUAGUGCAGAGCAGCUAACAUGUCCCACUUGGUGUCAACUUCAGGGUGGUCAGUGUGACUCAGACGGACUCUUUAUUCCACUGCAGUGUGAUGAAACUUCCUGUUGGUGUGUGUCUGUGGAUGGACAGGAAGUAGGUGGAACCAGGACACCACAGGAGACACAACUAAAACCAUCUUGUGAUCGUCCGCUGUGUCGUCCAUCUCCUGGCAUUAACCAUGGUGCACUGCUCUGCCACACGUUGUCAGAUGGUCGUCAGACCUGCGAACUGAUUUGUCACCAUGGUUACCACAACACACUUCCCAUCAGCAGCUUCCUCUGUGACACAGAGAGUCAACAGUGGGUUGGAGACUUUACACCCGUGGGCGGAGCCUGUCAGAUCUCUCAGCCUCUGCAGGUGCUGUCUCAUUCUCAGCUCUUUUCCUUGUCGUCGCCCUGCUCUCAGAUCAGCACUUUGCAGCCUCUUCUGGUACGCUCUUUGACCAGCCUGGGCCUCUGCUCUAUGCAGCUUCCCGUGUCGACCUCCUCAGUGCUGGUGUGCGACCAGUCGUCUGUGCAUCUCCAGUGUGAUAGUGACCAGUCUCUGAAGUUGACCGUCACGUGGAGAGUCGCUUUCUCUGACGUUCCAACGUCUGACCUUCCUCACCUCCAUGAUAUCGUUCUGUUCCUGAAUGAGUCCAGACUUCUGGAAGGAGUCCAGCAGCUUUUGGGUAACAUCAAGUCCACACUGGUUUCCACAACACCUCCCAUCUUUGGCUGUUCCCAUGGUUACCAUCUGACCAAUAACAGUGAAGGCUGCCUUGUUUGUCCCGCGGGCACCUUCGCCACAGAGGGGGCGUGUCUUCUGUGUCCACCUGGGACUUAUCAAGAUGAAGAGGGGAGGAGCCAGUGCAGCAAGUGCCCCACAGGGUCUUCACCUGCUGGAGCAACAUCUGUCAAUCAAUGUGUGACCGAGUGUCAGAAGCGAGGCAUGCGGUGUUCAGAGCGAGGCGACUUCCUGUCAGCACAGCCUGGCCUGUCUGGAAGGUGGAGGUGUUUGAGCAGCGAGGGGGUGGAGCUUGAGUGGACCAGUAGUGACAAAGCGCUGACUGAUGAGGAGUGUACAAUUUUCAUCAGUGUCCAGACUGUUUCUGGUUCAGAUUUAAUCCUUGGUACUGAAGAUGUUGAGCUUCUGCAGACGAUCACGUCAGAUCUGAAAGGCUGCAUCCAAGCCUGUGCAGCAGAGCCGUCCUGCCACCAUGUAGCGCUGUUUGACAGUCAGACUCAGUGUGAACUGUACAGCACACAGACACUGAACACACAGUGCGUCACCUCUCAGCAGACCAAAGGGUUUCUGGAUAAUCCUGAGGCCGAGGUCUUUGAUUGGGUCCACUGCUCUGUGAAAGUGAGGGGCAGUGCUUCAGACCUGCUGGUUAUUAGAAAGAAAGGGGAGGGGUCAUCCUCUACUUUUGUGAGGUCACCGAUGAUGAAGGCGGUUUCUGGAGUGUUCAAGACUCAGAUGUUCUCGUCCACAAGGACCACUUUGACGGACGCCUAUCGUUUCUGUCAGGACGGCUGCAGCCAGGACUCCUGCUGUGAAGGCUAUGUCCUCAACCAAAUCAUUGUUAACGGAGGUUUUCAUUUGUGUGGUUGGCUGAGUUCUCCAUCAGUCCUGAUGUGUGGGAAGGGUGACUGGGACGUGAUUGGACACGGAACGGCCAAUCGUAUCUGUGGGGCAGGACUCACCUACAAUGAGCAGCAGAAGAGCUUCCUGUUUGACUUCGGUGGUCAAACGUUCAACAUCACGGACUCUUCUCUGCCGUCUGAUUCAAAGAACAAAGACUACCAGUCAUCCAUCGUUAGUUUCCAGGGCAUUUAUCUGAACACAGGUUCUCCAGUUUCUGGUUCUCCUUUGUCCUGUGCAGCAGCAGAACCAUCUUCUCCCCUGGAUGGUACAGUGCACAAGAAAUUCCGAUCUGUACCAGAAGACGACGUGGUCGUCGACCCUCACAAGAAACUCUCUGCUCUCAGAUUCUUGCUCAACAAAAAGUCCUUCAACUCCCAACAUGCUUUGCUCUGGUGUCUGACACGCUGUGAUGCUGAGUCUCUGUGCGCCGUCGCUGACCUCACAGAAGCUGAAACAGCAGGUUUCUACAGCUGCUCCCUGUUUCCUGACACACGGGUCUGUGGCGCCUACGACAAACCGCUGAGGGCCGCGUGUCGCCUCCUGUUGAACAGAGCGCCCAACAACACCCACAUCAAAAGAGUGGAGCUGUCGGGACCAGUGAAGAGCUUCUAUCAGAGGAUUUCCUUCCAGAAGUUUGAUUCUUACAGCGUCCGCAGUCGAGUGUCGCUGGGAGAAAAUGCCCCACUGACACAGGGGUUCAGGGAGUGUGAGCGUCGUUGUGAUGAAGAUCCUUGUUGCCGUGGUUUUGGAUUUGUCCGAGACGCUAAAUCUCCAGGUGGAGCCAAGGUGGUGUGUGUGUCCCUGCUCAGCCUGGGCGUCCUCACCUGUGAUGAAGCCUCAGAGAGCAGCUGGAGACGUCAGGACUGUGCUCCGCCUGCAGUCCUCAGUUCUCCAGAACCAUUUGGAUGGUUCCUAAAACCUGUCCAACAGUGGACUUCUGCUCCCGCUCUUUGUCCUGAGUUUGGUCUGACAGCCCCCAACGUGUCUCUGUCCAAAUGGCGUCUUCUAGACGAAUCCUCUGUCCUCGUGGACCCUUCGGUCUCCACCUAUGAUGUCAUCCACAUCAGCAGUGACAUCAGUGGAGACCAGGACAAAACAAGGAACUGGUGUCUCCACGCCUGUCAGGAGGCGGAGUCAUGUGUGGCCGUGUCCCUCAGUGAGGGACAGUCGGGCGUCCGCUGCGUCCUCUACCCGGAUACCACGACUUGUGGACUAAGCUCCUCCCCCCACUCCUCCCAGUCUACAUCUUCCUGCAGGCUGUUGCUCAGAGAACCUGCUGAUACCGUUUACCUCAGGGCAGAUCGCCCCCCUGUGGUGACCACUGUGUCCAUCCCGGGUAAUGGACUCCUGCAAGGCUCCACUGUGGAGACGUGGCUGGGCUCUGAACAAAGAACGGUGGUCCAGUUCCUGGGUGUGCCCUAUGCCCGUCCACCAACCUCCUCACUCCGCUUUCAGAAUGCUCAGCCAUUUAACUGGACAGGAACCUGGGACGCCACAAAACCACGUGCCACCUGUCUGCAGCCAGGGGACACAACGUCCGACUCGUCCAGUGAAGACUGUCUCUACCUGAACAUCUUCUCACCUGCUGCUCGGAGGGGGAAUGUCCCAGUCCUGGUCUUCUUUUUCAACCCUUCAGCAAAUCCGAGCCCUGCGUUGCUUCACGGCUCCACCCUUGCUGCAGUGGGCAACAUCGUGGUGGUGACGGCCAGCUAUCGAACAGCAGCACUGGGAUUCCUGAGCACCGGUGACGCUCAUCUCCGUGGUAUGUACGGGCUGUCGGACCAAGAGGCCGUGCUUCGAUGGGUCCAUGCCCACAUUGCUCUGAUGGGCGGAGACAACAGCAGAGUGACUGUGGGGGCGGAGCGCGGCGGCGCUGACAUCACCAGCCUUCACCUGCUGUCGUCGGCGUCGUCUCUGUUUCACAGGAUGAUCCUGAUGGGCGGCUCCCUCUUUUCUCCCUCCUCCGUUUCUUCAUCCUCCUCCAGUCUGGUGAUGGAUUUAGUGUCAGAACUUGGCUGUGUGAGUUCAGAUCCCUCCGUCAUCUCCUCCUGCCUCAGAGCCUUGUCGGCUCAGACCCUGAAUGAGGUUCAGACAAAGCUGCUGGCUGUCAGCGGCCCAUUUCACUCCUGGUCACCACCCCGUCAGUCCACACUCCAGGUACCGUUGUCGACACUCAGCAGAGUGGACCUGCUGUUGGGGACAUCAGAGCAGGAUGGGCUGAUCGGUCGAGCCCGCAGAAUCAAGGACUUUGAGGCUCUUCAGGGUCGUGUGAACGGGAAAACGGCAUUUUAUGAGGCGCUGAGUCGCUCACUGGGUGGAGAGACAGGAAACCCGCUGCUGAAAGAGGCGGCUACUUGGUUUUACUCCUUGGAUCACAGUCCAACACCACAGGGCUAUAGCCUGUUUUCUAGAUCGCUCAACAACGCCACCAGGGAUCUGUUCAUUACCUGCCCCAGCCUGCAGAUGGCAAACUUCUGGGCUAAGAACAGCCAAUCUAAUGUCUUUCUGUAUCACUUGCCAGCCUCCACCAUGAAUGACAGAGCCGACGUCUUUGUUCCUUUGGAUGUUCAGCUGGUGUUUGGAGUUCCUCAUCAGCCAACCAGUUAUCAGCGUUUCACUUCAUCUAACCGCCGCCUCUCUCUGGCCAUGAUGAGCUACGUUGCCAGUUUCGUAAAGACUGGAAACUCAAAUCCAUCGAAGAAGUGGGCGGAGUCAUCACUCCCACGCUGGCGAGGGGUUCAAUCAUUUGAAGACUCACCCACUUACCUGGAGCUGAGCCCCUCCCUAAUGAACCGACAGGGUCUGCGUCAAAGAGCCUGUUCUUUUUGGAAUCACAUGAGGACGAAACUGAGCAGAGAGAAUGUUGCUCUUAAGGUGGACUCUUUCAGAACUGACCAUGUACCAAAAUCCAGAUCGUUUGUGUCGUCAAGGACGACCUCAUACUGAGGCCUAAGAAAAUACAGAGAUGAAAAUACACACACCCAACAUUGACUGAUCUGCUAGGCAUAUUUAACUCUGAGAAUAAUCCCUGACACAGACACUACAAUGGUGAAUAAAGAGCAACAUUAAAACCAAUUUUGUCUGUUUGUAAUUUUACACAACGUCAGAAAACAGAAGAGAAGGAGAAAUGUGAAGAGGAGCAACUUUGAGGAAAAAAGGAGGAAUGUGAAGCAUAAUGUGAAAGGAGGAGUAGGAUGAAGGAAAGACAACUGAGAGGAAGAGAGAGGAAAGUUGGAUGACGACAAGAAAAACAGAAGGGAGAAAAUGAAGAAAAUACCAAAAAUGCAGAAGGAGGUGAAGGAGAGGAAAAGGAGAAAAGAGGAUGAACACGAGGGGCAAAAACACUGGAUGGAAAGAAUGAAAACUGUUAGUAAAGAAUCUCCUAACGGAAUAAAAAGGAGCCAACUGAGAAAAGGGAAGAGCAGUGAUUCAGUGAGGAAGGAGAGGAGCUAGAAAGUGUGGUAAAAGAGAACAAACUGGAGAGAAUGAAAGGAGGUGGCCUUUUUAUUUGACCAUACAACAUAACUUAGAAAUAAACGUGAAGCAGGAAAGUGAGUCAUGAACAUGUGAGAGAGAUGGAACCCUCUGCUCCUCCUCCUCAGCUCCUCCUCCUGCACCCCCUCACCUGGGAGGCAGGUGCGAGUAUAAAAGAGUCUUUCUACUAGUGGAACCAGACUCCUUCUCAGGCUCACACUCACAUCUUUGUUUCUCCGGACUCUGAAGUUUCCUGCUCAAAGAUGGAGACUGUGUUGGUCCUCCUGCUUCUCACUGCUGCCUCCUCCUCGUCUUCUUUGUCAGUCAGGGUUGACGUCACAUCAGUUGCUACUGUUUCCAUGACAACUGGUACGCCAGUGGUCACCUCCAACACCAUCAACGUGACCACUGGCCUCACAACUUUGGCCAAUGGAUCAACCUCAGCUGCUCCGCCCAUUUCCACGACCUCCUUCAGUAAUACAACCAACCAGAUGUCAACCCUCAACUCCACCAUGGCUCCACCCACCGUCUCCUCCAACACAACCACAGACGGAAACUCGACGGCAAGCACGGGCCCGACAUCUUCCAGUUCUAGCACCACAAACAGUGGCAACGGUACUCUGACAACGUCCACAGGCGUGGACACCAACAGCUCAACAGUCAGUCAGCCAAUCACAUCGUCACAAAGCACCAGCAGCACUCCAGGAGGAGGAGGAGGGGGUGGAGGUGUCCCCGGGUGGGGCAUCGCUCUGUUGGUUCUGGCUGCUCUGAUUCUGCUGAUGCUGCUGCUGCUGCUCAUUGGGCUGCUGGUGUGGUACUGCUGCUGUAGGGGGCGCAGCAAGACGUUCAGUCCUUACGAAAACCUGAACCCCAAAGACAACAUCCCCCUGUACACCACCCACAGCCACUUCCAGGGACCCAACGGUAAAUCCUACGAGGAAUUUGACCAAACCAUGAGGGACCGCUCUGGUCUUUACACCGUGAACCAGUGAAGGUUCCAGGAGUUCAGUCUUCGUCCAGGAGUUCAGUCUUCGUCCAGGAGAGACGACGUGACACGAAUGAACCAAGAAGCAGAGACAGGUGUUUGUGCAGAUGUUUAAUUUAGACACAUUGAUCUUUGACAUGAAAAAAACAAACAUCCACUACAUUAAAUUAACAUUGUU